AUGGCCAAGGGCUCAUCCCGCACAUCGAUGCGGACUUUGGAGGCAAAGAUCGAGGAUCUGAAGCUGAAGGCGAAUGGAGAAGUACAUAAGUACUCCUUUUCCGGUCUACCGGGUUCCAUGGACAACCUGGAUGUUGUUUCCAUGUCAGGCGGUCGGUACUACUUUGCUGUACCGGUCUCGGAGAUCUUGCGGGAGCUUUGCAAGAAUCGGCCUGGUGGUGCCGUUUAUGUGACGGGCAUCUCCUUGGAAGGAGAUUUCUUCCACGCAUCCCCGAUGGAGUGGUUUGCCACUUGUGUGAAGGUGCCUUCCGCCACCCUUCCACCGAUCGGUGUAGAUACGAACACUUUGAGUUUUCCCCUGGGGAGCUUGUCCCUCGAUGUGAAGGGACAGGUGCAUUUGUGGCCGGUCGAGGACCGCUAUGUCCAGAGUGUCUUCGGUGGGGCGUACACGGAGUAUGCCAGAGACAAGAGUCUGUUCCACGCGCCGAUGAAGUCGGGCGUCUGUCCGCGAGGCAAUGUGACGUUUAACGGCAGCAAGAAGGCAAUCAGACAUGCAGGUAGGGCAAGUGCCACCUUGGCCCGAAAGGGCGACAUGUCUACCGGUCUCAUUACCGACAGCUUCGUGAAGGACACGUUCCGUGUCUGGUGGGACAUCAACGAUAAGGUCACUGUUUGUGAUGCCCGGGGGAACUUUGCUCCCGAUCGCCAUACGAUCCUUUGCGGUGCGCGUCCACAGGUGGAUGAGGGUUUGAACGCGGGAGGCAAGGCCAAGGCUCUGACCAUUGCCUAUUUCAAGCACAUUCGCUUGACGUUGUACCUUCGUUAUUAG
This is a messenger RNA of Purpureocillium lilacinum, 828 nucleotides long. Lineage: Eukaryota; Fungi; Ascomycota; Sordariomycetes; Hypocreales; Ophiocordycipitaceae. The record is from RefSeq and is a predicted model, not a curated record.